AUGUUCUGUGUUGGUUGCAUUUUUCGACUUACAAUCAUCUCUUCCAAUCGUUCUGCUAACCGCACACAGACCGCUCUGGACGACCUCGCCAGAACGGCUGAGCGUCUGAGCAGAGCCGAGCUGUACUUCGAACUCUGUCUGGCAGACAACCAAUCAGCAGCCCCUUUGAUGGCCAAUUCUGUAGCAUCAAUCACUGCCACCGACAGUGCGGCAGAGAUACCGGUUCUGAGGUGUGAAGAGGAGAUGACAAAGUCGACGCAUAGGCGCGCAGUCGGUCUUGUUCGAGUCGGUUGUCGCAGGGUCGUGGUACAGUUGGCGAAACGAGUGGCAGAAACAUUCACCGUUCUGAGGCUCCGACUCAUCCAAGCCGUUGAGACACGAGUCGACCUGUUUUUGCAGCAACUGAAACUUUUGAUGCAGGUAAUUUCGUCGCUCUUCUUUUUAAUAAAUUCUCUACUGAUUGUGCUCAUGAGUGAGAGAUCAACCCUCAGAAGCGAUCCAAAUGCCUUUAGGCCAGCCCGGUCUUAUAGUUUCGAAGCCUACUUACAGCGAAUUUAA
Molecule: messenger RNA, 558 nt
Organism: Protopolystoma xenopodis
Lineage: Eukaryota; Metazoa; Platyhelminthes; Monogenea; Polystomatidea; Polystomatidae
Source: the annotation of a GenBank genome assembly